AGAGAUUUAGUAUGUAAAAUCUAAUGUAAAAAAUGUUAAUCGUUGUAAAAGAAACACAACAGCCGAUUCGCAAGUGCUGUUUGACCGUCCCGGUUAUUAAUAGCAGAUGCGCAUCCGCCAGUGUCACCACAAGAAUGUUCGGCCGGUCGCCCGUAGUUUCGGUCAAGGGCAACUCGAUCGUGUGUAUUUCGUGGGUCUUUAAAUCUUGUGUCGGAAAAUUUCUGUGCAUCUCUUUGGCGAGUGAAUUUUUUGAAGCCAGUCAGGGAAGCAACCGCGCUGGAAGAAACGUGAAAUAUGAAAGUGAAAGUGAUGCAUUAGCCAAAACCAAAAAAAGGAAGUUAAAAACGUGUUAACAAUUUCUCGCCCUACCCUUUGGGUAGACGAUUUCGCUUUCCGGCGUGUCUAGUAGCCGUUGGAAGUUACAUCCAGAGAGAAAAGAACCUCAAAAAAUGAAUCCAACCAAACCGAAACCUGAGCCGCCAUCGGUGGAAGAGUGGAACAAACGGCUUCAAGGAUAUCCACCGAUGAAGGAAUCUCUGAACCAACUAAUUGUGAACUAUUUCAUCGGUGCGGGUUUCAAAGAGGCGGCUGAGAAAUUCAUCCAAGAAUCCAACACCACACCAACGGUAAACGAGUGUUCGAUAGACUUCCGCUCCCGGAUAAUCGAAACCAUCCGACAGGGUAACGCACUGGAAGCGAUGGAUUUGGUGGACAGUUUCGCACCAGGAUUGGCGGAAAGUGACCGUUGGAUGGUGUUCCGACUGCAGCAACUGCAGCUGAUCGAGCUGAUACGAGCUGGUUCGGUCGAAGAUGCGCUCCACUACGCACAAACGGUGCAAUGGGAAUGUCCAGGACGUACGCAGCAAGUGGCCAGUGAGAUUGAGCGCACCAUGGCACUGCUGUUGACGUUGCCACAGACUCGUGGCACGGACUCAUUCAGUUCGUUUAGUACUUUACUGGAGCAGCAGCAUCGAGAUCAGGUCGCACGAACAGUCAACGAGGCACUACUGCUCUGGGAUAAUCGGGAAUUGCCCUCCGCACGGAUGGAGCAUCUCUUCAAGCUGAUACUGUGGGCACAGGCCGAACUGGAAAGGAAGAUGGUUCAGUUCAGCAAGCUGAAAACUAUGGCCGAAGCUACAUUUGAGGUGGAAUAAAGUGAAAGAAUGGACGAACAGGGCCCGCUGAGAGCUGAUCCUCACAAUCAUCGGCGGCGACCUACUAAUGAUAGUGGAGCACAACCCCAAACCCCGGCACGCCCUGAGCUAAUGACGUAAGAGCGGCAAAACGUGGAUGUUGAUGAUGAUGAGUGGUGUUGUUAUCAACAAUGUUCGAAAAAAGAAGAUGAAAAAAACCGGAUGCCGGAGAAGAAUAGAGCGGGAAAAGUGUCACUUUUUGUUUGUUUGUUACACAUUCGGGCUUAAUUCCAGCGCUAAAGAACGUUGCUCCAACUUCAUCAUUUAUAGUACUCAGCAAGAACUCAGAUAAAAUGAGGUGAGGGUUGGGUACACUUGACGCCUCAACAAUUGUCUCAUUUUGAGGCCAAUCAUCUCUAACCAAUCGAUUAAGAAAAAAACGGUCUGCCCAAUGAAGGUUAAAUCGGCUGCCCACUUCAGGCUUUGCAGAGGACCGAAGCUAAUAACGGUUGUCUCCUGCUACCUCUCCCGCCUCCGCAGCUCAUAAAACGUAAUUGAUUCGCAUUCGUACACAGAGCUGGCCCUGUCUUGUUGUUGUUGUUGUUGUUGCGGCAUUAGAUUGGGUCAACAGCAUGGAGUGACCUUCGGGUGGACAACUAUGACGCGUUACACGGUACCGGUUCGUUGGAUGGUGGUCGUACAUACAAUAUCCCGUUCUGUAGGUUUUGCGGAAAGCUCCUGCAGUGCUCUUCAACUUCCACUAACGGCUCCGGAAAAAGGACCCGUUCCUGUACCGUUAUUAAUUGGCUCAUAAUUUUGAAGGGUUUUCAGCACCAACGCGCACCAACCUCGGGUUGGUUCACCCACGUGACUAAACGUGUUAAACAAUAAUGGCGCCACAGCAGCGUUUUGCAGAAGUUGAUCAUAAUUCAUCUUAGCAGCCUGGGUAGGAGAUGGUUUUGUUUGUCGCGUCCUCCGCUCCGUCCACUAUUUAGCGCCACCUGUUUGCGUAAAUCUUUCCCUUCUUUGCGAUGUUUGUGCUGGGGUGUAUUACGUAGCAAUUACACUUUGCGUACGGAAAACUCUUGUUUGUUUAAAUAG
Anopheles merus is the source of this 2234-nucleotide messenger RNA. Its product is annotated as glucose-induced degradation protein 8-A homolog. The record is from RefSeq and is a predicted model, not a curated record. The coding region runs from base 450 to 1154 and encodes 234 amino acids. Gene Ontology annotation, molecular function: protein binding. NCBI's taxonomy places the organism in Eukaryota, Metazoa, Arthropoda, Insecta, Diptera, Culicidae. Gene Ontology annotation, cellular component: nucleus; cytoplasm. The transcript has 2 exons. Gene Ontology annotation, biological process: proteasome-mediated ubiquitin-dependent protein catabolic process.